Gordionus sp. m RMFG-2023 is the source of this 888-nucleotide messenger RNA. RefSeq lists its product as uncharacterized. The transcript has 7 exons. Lineage: Eukaryota; Metazoa; Nematomorpha; Gordioida; Chordodea; Parachordodidae. The record is from RefSeq and is a predicted model, not a curated record. Bases 1 to 888 code for a protein of 295 amino acids.
AUGACUCAAAGAUAUUUUAGUGAUGCUGUAUUGAAAUUGGUGGAUGAUUUAGUCAUAUGGGAGAUGCCACAAAAUAUUUUUAUUGAUUCCUUAAAUUAUUUGUACAAAUAUAACCUUGAUGAAAUGUACUCAAAUAAUCUAAGAAUGAUUACUUUUGCUCUUAACACCGAGUAUUAUAUAGACACGGAUCCCAAGUUUUUAUGGUCUAUCCUCGCCGAUGAAGAUAUUGAUUCGAACUCAACAUAUGGAAUACCAUCCGAUUCAGCGGAUAUCGACAUUUAUAAUAUUAACAGUUAUAUAAAUACUACUGACGAUACAGUCACAAGUUUACGAUUUGUGCAGCCAAACAAGGGACCCCUUCAAGUUUACGAAAUCCAUGGAUCAUACAUAAUUUACAGAGGUUCGAUGAGACAUUCACCCAUAAAAUUAAUUGCCAUAAAUUUCAAAAUGUUCAACAAUAAUAUCAGUUCAAUUCCUCUGUCCAGACCCAAUGUUAAUGUCAUAAUACAAAAUUGUGGCAGAAAUGAGAGAAGCCACGGGUUGGUUAACUUUAAAUCUUAUUUCGGAAAAACACUGUACAUUGAAAAACGGGAUGUUUUCCGAUAUGUAUUAUUUAACGGAGUUUACAAUUUGAUCGUGUCCAAAGGAAAUUCGAAAAUUUUUAUGAAAAAUCUACCCUUGUUUUCUUACUAUAGCAUAUUUAAUCCUUCCACACGAUUCAUAGAUAUAACUUACACCUCCAUUCUUUAUUAUUCUGGGAGUGCAUCUAGUUACAAUUUGUCAAUGUUCGAGAUACCACUUGAAGAUAUGAAGCUAGCUUUGAACUACUGGGAUAAUUUUUAUAUUUCAUCAACUGCAAAGGUCAUAUUGACCCCUAAAAAAAUAUAA